This is a messenger RNA of Eubalaena glacialis (North Atlantic right whale), 402 nucleotides long. It is a transcript of the gene ASIP, whose product is annotated as agouti signaling protein. The transcript is spliced from 3 exons. NCBI's taxonomy places the organism in Eukaryota, Metazoa, Chordata, Mammalia, Artiodactyla, Balaenidae. The record is from RefSeq and is a predicted model, not a curated record. Gene Ontology annotation, cellular component: extracellular region. Gene Ontology annotation, molecular function: melanocortin receptor binding; neuropeptide hormone activity. Bases 1 to 402 code for a protein of 133 amino acids. Gene Ontology annotation, biological process: melanosome organization; hormone-mediated signaling pathway; positive regulation of melanin biosynthetic process.
AUGGAUGUCACCCGCCUCCUCCUGGCUACCCUGCUGGUCUGCCUGUGCUCCCUCACUGCCUACAGCCACCUGGCACCUGAGGAAAAGCCCAGAGAUGAAAGGAGCCUGAGGAGCAACUCUUCCAUGAACCUGUUGGAUUUCCCUUCUGUCUCUAUUGUGGCACAGAACAAGAAAUCCAAAAAGAUCAGCAGAAAAGAAGCGGAAAAAAAGAAAAGAUCUUCCAAGAAAAAGGCUUCGAUGAAGAAGGUGGCACGGCCCCGGCCCCCGCCGCCUGGCCCCUGCGUGGCCACCCGCGACAGCUGCAAGCCGCCGGCGCCUGCCUGCUGCGACCCGUGCGCCUUCUGCCAGUGCCGCUUCUUCCGCAGCGCCUGUUCCUGCCGCGUGCUCAACCCCACCUGCUGA